Molecule: messenger RNA, 273 nt
Organism: Cooperia oncophora
Lineage: Eukaryota; Metazoa; Nematoda; Chromadorea; Rhabditida; Trichostrongylidae
Source: the annotation of a GenBank genome assembly
AUGAGUGAACUGCUGUGGCUGAGUGUGAAUCUCCUGUUCGGAACAUCAUACUUCAAUCGGAAGCAGAGGUUCUGGAUCACGUGGGUUUGGCCAGACAUUGCGCAAGACUUCACCGUGAAAAUGGGUUCACUGGUGAACCUCAAGACUACUCAGUAUUUACCAGGCGUUUUGCUUCGUAUUCAAAAUAUGAGAACUGGCUUGCCGAGCAGUGCGACCGCACAUGUACAAGAUUUACUCAUAGAACUCAACAUGACGGAGUUUUCUUUCAUUUAA